This is a messenger RNA of Aspergillus homomorphus CBS 101889, 1265 nucleotides long. Its product is annotated as polysaccharide lyase family 1 protein. The transcript has 5 exons. The record is from RefSeq and is a predicted model, not a curated record. Gene Ontology annotation, molecular function: pectate lyase activity. The coding region runs from base 62 to 1204 and encodes 380 amino acids. NCBI's taxonomy places the organism in Eukaryota, Fungi, Ascomycota, Eurotiomycetes, Eurotiales, Aspergillaceae.
CUCUUUUCUUUCAUCCAUUCUCACUCAUUCAUUCUUUCCUUUCGCACUCUAUCUGUUGAUCAUGAAGUACGCAACUCUUCUCGCCGCUGCCGCGGCUGUCUUCGCUAACAGCGUCAACGCUGGUGUCGUUGGUGCUGCUCAAGGAUUCGCCAAGGGCGUUACUGGUGGUGGCAACGCCCCUGAGGUCUACCCCAGGACCAACGAAGAGCUGGUCUCUUACUUGGGUGACAACGUGCCCCGUGUCAUUGUCCUUGACAGAACCUUCGACUUCACCGGAACUGAGGGCACCGAGACCACCAGCGGCUGCUCUCCUUGGGGUACUGGCGCCAACUGCCAGAUUGCCAUCAACAAGGACAACUGGUGCCAUAACUACGAGCCCAACGCUCCCAAGGUCAACUCCAUCACCUAUGACAAGGCUGGUGUUCUCGGUAUCACCGUCAACUCCAACAAGAGUAUCGUCGGAAAGGGCUCUGCCGGUGCCAUCAAAGGAAAGGGUAUCCGCAUGGUCAGCGGUACCAGGAACGUUAUCAUCCAGAACAUUGCCAUCACUGAUAUCAACCCCCGCUACGUUUGGGGUGGUGAUGCUAUCACCCUCAACGACGCCGACUUGGUUUGGAUUGAUCACGUUACUACUGCCCGUAUUGCUCGCCAGCACAUUGUCCUCGGAACUUUGGCCGACAACCGCGUCACCAUCUCUUACUCCCUGUUCGACGGUCGCUCCGAAUGGUCCGCUACCUGCAACGGCCACCACUACUGGGGCAUCUACCUUGAUGGUUCCAACGAUAUGGUCACUAUGAUGGGCAACUACUUCUACAACCUGAGUGGACGUGGUCCCAAGGUUCAGAGCAACACUCUUCUUCACGCUGUCAACAACCUCUUCCACAACAUCGAAGGUCACUCUUUUGAGAUCGGCCAGGGCGGCUACGUCCUUGCCGAGGGUAACGUCUUCCAGAACGUCGGCGCCCCCGUCGAGACCCCCUACCAGGGCGCCCUCUUCAGCUCCCCCGACGCCAACACCAACAGACAGUGCCAGGCCUUCCUUGGCCGUUCUUGCCAGCUCAACGCUUUCGGCAACUCCGGCCCCAUGAACAGCGCCGACGGUGGCAUCCUCGACAAGUUCAGGGGCAAGAACGUCGCCCCCGCCAGACCUCCCACCAACAUCGCCGCCUGGACCAUGGCCAACACCGGUGUUGGCCACGUUUAAAGCGGGAUUAUUCCCUCCAUCCUUGCUUUAGAGUUGCCAAUGCUUCUUCAGCAGAUAAGCC